AUGGCACAAGAUCCUCUUCCUCCUCCACUACAUCCCGCCAAUGUGCCAGAAUCCUUCAACUUUGGAUCUCACAUCGUCGACUACUGGGCCAACGAGCUUCCCCAACAGGUCGCGCUCCACUGGACAGAUCAAACGCUCUCGCGAGAGAAGCAGCUCACGUACGCCCACUUCUCACGUCAAUCUCAACGAGUCGCCAAACUGCUGACCUCCCUGGGGGUCUCACAAGGAGAGAAAUGUGUAAUCAUCCUCCCUCGAAUUCCAGAAUGGUGGGAAAUUGCGACGGCGUGUCUUCGAGCGGGCAUCGUCUUGUGUCCCUGCACGACACUCCUCGUCGACAAGGACAUCGAAUUUCGUCUCCGAGCCAGUAAAGCAGCGCUGUUUGUGGGUGACGAGGCUUCCGUAUCCAAACUCCUCCGGGUCAAGCAGAAUUGUCCAGACCUACGAACCAUUCUACAGAUAGGGGGAGGCCGUGAUGGUGGUGGUGAUGGUGGCGGCAACAACACUCGUACAGGAGGAGUCAUCAUCAUCGACUUUCACAGAUCUCUAUCCCGUAUCCCAGAGACCACUCACUUUGAAACUCCCAAAUCUUUGACGUCUACAUCUCCAGCUCUCAUCUUCUUCACCUCGGGAACCACCGGCCCUCCCAAGAUGGUCCGACACCCACAGGCCUACCCUCUGGCCCACGUCCUGACGGGGACUCACUGGCUCCGCCUCUCCCCAGACUCUGUGUACUGGAACCUCUCGGAACAAGGUUGGGCCAAGGCAGCAUGGUCCUUUUUCGCCUCCUGGACGUGCGGAGCGACUCUGUUCGUCCACGAUGACCGCCUGGCUUUCACUCCUCGAAGGACAAUGGCGGUCCUGACAAAAUUCCCCAUCACCACACUUUGCGCCCCUCCCACGGUCUACAGACAACUCGUGCUGGACGAGAACGUCAAGUUCUUCGAACAAUCCGGUCUCAAAAAAAGGCUCCGGCACGCCUGUGGCGCCGGGGAACCUCUCAACGGAGGAGUGAUCAAGAAAUGGGCCGAACUCACCGGUUUCGACAUUUACGAUGGUUAUGGCCAGACAGAGACCAUCCUCGUGUGUGCGAACCAGGCGGUCAACCCGAUCAAAUUUGGGAGCAUGGGGAAACCAAUCCCCGGUGUACCGUUGGUGAUUAUCGACUCGGAUGGGAAAGUGACGAAAGAUGAAGAGGAAGGGGAUAUAGCUAUUUGUGUUGACGAUGAUGGCCACUCUCAAUCGCCCAUCGGUCUUUUUGACGGAUACAUCACCACAACCAGCUCUCAAUCCGGGUCGUCAUCAUCAUCGUCUGUUUCUUCCUCUUCUUCCUCGGAAAGUCUUGAUCGUAAAGUCAAACGAUUCCCAGUCGGCAAGAAAUAUUACCUCACGGGUGACCGAGCUUAUCGUGAUUCACAAGGUUACUUUUGGUUCGUGGGACGCGGUGACGAUGUUAUAAAUUCUAGUGGUUACAGAAUAGGUCCAUUUGAAGUCGAAUCCACACUCAAACUACAUCCAUCCGUGGUCGAGUCUGCCGUUGUGGCCUCACCGGACCCUAUCAGAGAUGAAGUCGUCAAGGCCUUUGUGGUGCUGACCGAUGCGGCGGCGGCGGCGAAGUUGUCUUCGACUCAGUCACGCGACGACUUGACCCUCGAACUUCAAAACUUUUGCAAGGAAAACGCCGCCCCUUACAAGUACCCUCGCAAGAUCGAGUUUGUCGACGCCUCCUUCCUACCCAAAACCAUCAGUGGGAAGAUUCGAAGGGCAGAGUUGAAAAGGCUCGAAAAGGAGAGGUACCACGCAGAUCCAAGACAAAGGAAGGCGAAGAUGUAG
Messenger RNA from Exophiala oligosperma, 1830 nucleotides. RefSeq lists its product as uncharacterized. Gene Ontology annotation, molecular function: fatty-acyl-CoA synthase activity; fatty acid ligase activity. Gene Ontology annotation, biological process: fatty acid biosynthetic process; acyl-CoA metabolic process. The transcript has 2 exons. The record is from RefSeq and is a predicted model, not a curated record. NCBI's taxonomy places the organism in Eukaryota, Fungi, Ascomycota, Eurotiomycetes, Chaetothyriales, Herpotrichiellaceae. The coding region runs from base 1 to 1830 and encodes 609 amino acids.